AUGGCUCCCAAGCCGAAGGGGAAGGCUCCAGUUACUACACCUCGCAAGCGACCAGCGGCCCAGAUGUCCAGCUCUCCCGAGUCGCAGGCGCCCGCCACGCCUGUUCCUUCUGUUGUCGCCUCCUCCACAUCACGUUCUCGCACUAUCCGUCCGUAUCAUUCGCCUGAAGUUGAGGACGAAGCUGAGGAUCUCGAAGGCUCCGUCGUUCCUGAGUCCGAGGCUCCAAAGGAUGAGCGCACCGUGCUUGGAUGGAAGGUCGCUGCCUGCUGUGAGGUUCCUGAUUCUGCAGGACGCCUUCACGCUGGCUCCCGCCCGUGCUGCAUGAAGUGUGCACACACGUAUUACAACUUCCCAGGCCAGAUGUGCUGGGUCCCUUCCAGCAUGGCCAAGUGCGCAGACUGCCUUCGGGGCAACCACGCAUGCAUUCCAGUAAGGGACUCCCUCCUCAUUGUUUGUUUGUACUUGGAAGGACACCCUAUGAAGAAAUGGGAUAACCGGUGUGCAACCCAAGGAGAAGGAUACAUAGAUCCCUUGGAUAUCGCUGGGUUCGAAGAGUUUCUUCGGGACCUCCAUGUCGACCCAGCCAACCGACAACACAUUGCGGCCUUGAAGUAUAACGUCGCCCUACAAUGGAAAGGGCAGAGCAUCCGCAAGUUCGUGGCCUACCUUGAGGACCUCGAACGCGAGAUGGAACCAUAUACUGAAUCACAGAAGACUGUCCACCUUCUGACGAAGAUUCACCCAGAGAUGAGGCAGCAGCUCCUUGAAGGAGGAAAUGACAAACCAGUGGGUAACAGAGAACUCCUACCGUUGACAAGCCCAACUCCAGGGAAGGAAGGAAUACCUCCCAGGGCAGCUUUCCAUUCCGAAAGGGCAACUCUGGCAGCCACAGGGCUCCCCAGCCCUCGGCCCAAGGAGAAAGAACACCCUUCUGGAAUAGACACCGCCCACAAGACCAGCGGCCAGCGAGAGGGCAGGCCCCUACCCACUGUAGGGACGCUAGGCCAAUCCCUAGCAGAAUCAAUUGUUAUAACUGUGGCAAGGCGGGCCACCUCGCGAAGGAAUGUCGAGGCCCACGCCAACACACAGGCCCAGGGGUGA
Messenger RNA from Pseudogymnoascus destructans, 1101 nucleotides. RefSeq lists its product as uncharacterized. NCBI's taxonomy places the organism in Eukaryota, Fungi, Ascomycota, Leotiomycetes, Thelebolales, Thelebolaceae. Bases 1 to 1101 code for a protein of 366 amino acids. The record is from RefSeq and is a predicted model, not a curated record. The transcript is spliced from 2 exons.